Molecule: messenger RNA, 881 nt
Organism: Clupea harengus (Atlantic herring)
Lineage: Eukaryota; Metazoa; Chordata; Actinopteri; Clupeiformes; Clupeidae
Product: aquaporin-8-like
Biological process (GO): transmembrane transport; water transport
Cellular component (GO): plasma membrane
Molecular function (GO): water channel activity
Source: RefSeq, a predicted model, not a curated record
UGUGUGUGUGUGAGGGGAGGGGGGUGGUUAGCGUGGCUUUUUAUCCGCCGAUUCCAGGAUGCCUGUGUCCAGAACCCACCUGCCCGAGGAUGACGAAGUCAGACUCUAAGUCCGAGCUGUGCGACCUGGCCGUCACAACGACCCUGGCUGAGCCAGAGGAGAAGCGCCGCCCAAGCAGACGAGCUGCCCUGUUCCUGCGCUACGUCCAGCCCUGCCUGGCUGAGCUGCUGGGCUCCACGCUCUUCAUCUUCACCGGCUGCCUCUCGGUGGUGGAGAACGUCAGCGGGACCGGGAGGCUGCAGCCAGCUCUGGCCCAUGGCCUGGCACUGGGCAUCGUCAUCGCGGUGCUGGGGGAGAUCAGCGGUGGCCACUUCAACCCAGCGGUGUCUGUGUCUGUGUGCCUGAUUGGCGGUCUGAAGGUGGUUCUGCUCCUGCCCUACAUCAUCUCCCAGUUGUGUGGAGGCAUGAUCGGAGCUGCUCUGGCCAAGGUGGUUUCGCCUGUGGAGAGCUACCACAAUGCAUCUGGUGGGGCCUUUAAUGUGGUGCAGGCUGAGGGGCAGGUGGGCCCGGCCAUCGUGGCAGAGGUGGUCAUGACCCUGUUCCUGACCAUGGUGGUGUGCAUGGGCGCGGUAAACGGCAGGACCCGCAGCCUGCUGGCCCCCUUCUGCAUCGGCCUCACCGUCGCCGCAGACAUCUUGGCCGGAGGAGCCAUUUCUGGGGCCUGCAUGAACCCAGCCAGAGCCUUUGGCCCUGCGGUGGUGGCCAACUACUGGACCUACCACUGGAUCUACUGGGUGGCACCUGUGGUUGGAGCUCUGAUCACCGGCAGUCUCAUCAGGUUGCUGCUUGGCGAUGAGACGGUUCGAGUUUUCUUGAAGUGA